Fonticula alba is the source of this 372-nucleotide messenger RNA. RefSeq lists its product as hypothetical. Bases 1 to 372 code for a protein of 123 amino acids. Gene Ontology annotation, biological process: mitochondrial respiratory chain complex IV assembly. Gene Ontology annotation, cellular component: mitochondrion; mitochondrial inner membrane. Lineage: Eukaryota; Rotosphaerida; Fonticulaceae. The transcript has a single exon. The record is from RefSeq and is a predicted model, not a curated record.
AUGGCCGGCCCGAAGCUUGAGAUCUACCGCAUGGCGGUGUACCUGAUGUUCCCGGUUGUGGCCUUCUAUUACUUCAACCUGCCGGAGUACCGGGCCAAGCAUGUUGAGCCGCACGGGCUCUACCCGCCGAAGGAGCUGGUCUACCAGUCUGGCGGGCCAAAUGGCAUCCCCCAGACCGAGGUGGAGCUACGCGCGCGGCUGGAGCAGAUUCGCGAGGAGCGCCGGGCCAUGCGCCUGGCCCGCGAGGCUGCCGCCGCCGCCGCCGCGCCCGCCGAGGGCGAGGGCUCCACGGAAGAGGCCGAGGAGGUUGACUCGGCAUCCGCCACCCCGGUCACUGACCACCUCCUGGCCAAGGGUGCCCUGUCUGGCUGA